AUGGCCACAAACAGCGACCAUAAUGUCAUCGACCAGCAGAUCAACGAGCGGUUCAACACAUUGCAGCUGAUUAUCGAUGAAAACCAAGACACCAACACUUCCCGCACGAAUGGUAAGCACUGGUCGCCCACUAAGACACUGAUCCCGAUCACCACCGGAGGAUUACCACCGAUGGUGAUGAUUGCCGCUAUGGUUGACACCGUUGGCGAUGAUCUUGACCGCCUCCUCAGUGGACUCAAUGGUGGCAUCGAUUACACGACACUAUAUUUGGCCAUCAACAGUAUCUCAUCGGCGGUCACGCCCACCGACUCGGCCCACCAGUCGACGACUACCGACGCUGCGGUCGGCGACACAGAACUCCCGAAUCAAAUCAGUUUCUCAUUCCUGUCGGACGAGUCGAUCGGAUCCACUCUCGACGCCAGCGACUCGUCGCCCAGUUAUCGGGAACUGACCGCCAGUUUGGACACGAGUGCGCUGACCGGUGAGCAGCGGUCGGACGUGUGGCGCAUGAACUACAACGAGGCGGCCAUCUAUUUGGAGGAGGGAUUCAAUAACGAUAAGUUUGAUUAUCACCCGAACACCAGACAAUCGCUGCCGGCGUACCUCGUGGUCCACAACCGCUGGUUCUACUCAUUGGAUCUGUUGGCGGCCCUACUGUUGCUGUCGUUGGCGUUCAUCGAGAGGCCAGCCGUCGACGGCUUUAAAGUGAACGAAGGGAUUCACGCGUCGCUGGAACUGCUGGCGCUGUCGAUAGUGGCCAUCGAACUGGUGAUGAAGUAUCGGUGGAUGAAAACCGAGCACUUCGUGCGCCACACGCGGACAGCCAUCAAAUCAGUGGUACUCGUCAUUAUGAUCGUCGAGGCGCUGGUGGUACUCAUACGGCGCGACUCGCACGUGAGGGUCACCCGAGCCCUGCGCCCG
Oppiella nova is the source of this 921-nucleotide messenger RNA. NCBI's taxonomy places the organism in Eukaryota, Metazoa, Arthropoda, Arachnida, Sarcoptiformes, Oppiidae. The record is from the annotation of a GenBank genome assembly.